Molecule: messenger RNA, 364 nt
Organism: Herpailurus yagouaroundi (jaguarundi)
Lineage: Eukaryota; Metazoa; Chordata; Mammalia; Carnivora; Felidae
Gene: TCL1A
Product: TCL1 family AKT coactivator A
Exons: 3
Coding region: 17-364 (115 amino acids)
Molecular function (GO): protein serine/threonine kinase activator activity
Source: RefSeq, a predicted model, not a curated record
GGACGCCCUGGGAGCCAUGGGCGAGCUCCCGUUCUUCAGGGCGCGCACGGCCUUGCACCCGGACCACCUGUGGAUCUGGGAAAGGUCCGUGUACGUGGACGAGAACCAGCGUACCUGGCUGCCCAUAAUCAUCGAGAUGGAGAGUAGCCUCCAAGUACUCAUGCGGCAGGAAGAUGUCCUCCUGGGGGGGGCUGUGUGCCCCGGCCUGCUAGCCCCCGGCCUGCUGCCCUCCAUGUGGCAGCUCUACCCUGGAAGACGAUACCGAGGCUCAGACUCCAGUUUCUGGCGCGUCGUGUACCACAUCGAGUUCAGUGGCACGGAGGAGAUGCUCCUUGAGCAGCUGCCGGACCCGGAGUAUGAGUGA